UGCGGCAAAUCUUGGGAAACACAACCCCUGUACGCACGCGUUCACGCAGCGCCCAGCAUUUGGCACAGGCAUUGAAGAGCUUUGAUCAGGAAAUGUUCAGCAGCGCAUCCUCUGAUUCGCUCGUAACGACUUCCCGAUGCCAGUCCCGAGAAUCCCAUGUCGUGGCCGACUUUUCGAUAAUUGCGGCCUGCACUGCCGUAACCGUAAAGUCAUGAAAUCAUAGCUCUUUAACCUAUUCGGGCGACAACGCCUGUAGUCAUCGAUUCGAAAUCGGUAGGAAUAAGCGUCGACGCGAUGCGGUCACUGAUGCUCGACGCGCGUAUAUAACCAUUACAGACGCCGCCCAUUGUUUGAACCGCACAACACUUCGAACCGCCAACCGACUUCAAGAUGUUGACCAAGAGCUUCCUCACCUCCUCGAUGCUCGCAGCUCUUGCUGCUGCCGCUCCUGCUCCCCAGGACGGCUACAGCGUGGCGCCCCAAGAAGUUGGUGACGUCGCUGGCUACACCGACGCUGAUGCCAGCUUCUCGGUCACCUUCAUGCCAGCUGGAACUCCCGCUUCAGUUUUCGGCCCCGACUCCCAGGUUGCUGCCAUUCCCACCGCACCUGGGUCAGCUCCUCCCCGAAGGAGCUCAGAUGUCACUGGCGCCACCAGCCAUGGACCCUACGAUGGCACUCCUACCACCACUGGAGCUGCUAAGGCACCUACCACAAUUGGCACUGUCAUCCCUCCUCUUGGCCCUGCCCCCACGGCUACCUACUACAACACCGACGGCAAGCCUCAGAACCCUAUGCCAAUUCCCUACCAGCCAGCUGGUGGUCUUGGCACCAACGGAACCGAGCCUCGCUACAUGGUAAACAGCGACUUCGACUUCGAGUCCAUCACCCUCGGUCUCUACCAAGAAUGGAUCGAGCUUGACUCGUUCAACAACGGUCUUGCCGUCUUCUCCGAGCAGGAAUUCCUAGACGCUGGUCUCACUGCUGAGGACCGCGCCUACAUCGCCUUCAUGGCUAUCCAGGAAACUGGCCACGCCACGCUCCUUACCAACAUGCUUGGCGAGACUGCUCCUCCCCAGUGCACCUACAACUACCCCUACCGCACUGUCCGCGAGUUCAUCGACUGGAACAUGAAGCUUACUCGCUUCGGUGAGUCUGGUGUCUGGGGCUUCCUUGCCCACAUGGACGCCCGCGAGGUUGCCAACCUCUUGUCUCAGUCCAUCGCCACUGAGGCCCGCCAGCAAAUCUCUUUCCGUCAGAUGCUCGGCCUUCCUCCUCAGCCCGUAUGGUUCGAGACUGGUAUUCCCCAGUCAUGGCAAUGGACCUACCUCGCUCCCUACAUCAGCUCUUGCCCCGAGAACACCACUCGUCUCGCAUGGCAAAACUUCCCGGCUCUGUUCAUCGACAACCAGCCUAACCCCAACCGCUUCUCUCCCAACGACACCAAGCCCCAUGAGGUUGCUGGCGACCGCGUCGCUGACCCUGCCGACUCUACCAUCCCCGCUGAUGAGAGCUGCGUGAACAUCAACGGUACCGAGCACCCCGGCUACUCUUGCGGCCCUGCUAUCGCCCGCAACCGCUCUGAGCCCCUUUCCUUCCCCGGAAAGCUCGUGAACCUCACCUGGGAGAACCCCGGCCUUGCUGUCGGUCCCAACAACUCCUACAUCACCGACACUGCUGCUGGCGCCCCUGCCUUCGUCGCCUGGGUCUCGCAGCUCAACUUGACCUACACUCCUCUUGAGAUCACCGGCAACAACACUGGUUACACCUACCAGCCCGCUGGCGAGGUCUACGAGGGUGACCCAGCUGUCAACGACACCAUGUUCGUUGCUCUGACCGACGCCAACCCUUUCCUUACUCCCUUCAACCUGAGCAUGAUCAACCCUCACGUUGUCGCUCUCGGUCUUUACCAGGCUGGUUAAAUCUGUUCGCUAGUGUAGCAACAGAUUUAGGAGAUGGACGAUGCUACUGCAGCAUUGUUGAAUUAAUCUAGUGGAUGAGGCCUAUGAGCCAUGUAAUUAGAUCAAGGAAUGAUUUGUAUGAUAGCGGAGAUGAGGAGAUGGCGGAUAGUAAUGCGUAAUGAUACCA
Alternaria alternata is the source of this 2086-nucleotide messenger RNA. RefSeq names its product stress response protein Rds1. The transcript has a single exon. The record is from RefSeq and is a predicted model, not a curated record. NCBI's taxonomy places the organism in Eukaryota, Fungi, Ascomycota, Dothideomycetes, Pleosporales, Pleosporaceae. Bases 391 to 1920 code for a protein of 509 amino acids.